Molecule: messenger RNA, 1364 nt
Organism: Sander lucioperca (pikeperch)
Lineage: Eukaryota; Metazoa; Chordata; Actinopteri; Perciformes; Percidae
Gene: kcnip1b
Product: Kv channel interacting protein 1 b
Exons: 9
Coding region: 558-1235 (225 amino acids)
Biological process (GO): regulation of potassium ion transmembrane transport
Cellular component (GO): voltage-gated potassium channel complex
Molecular function (GO): calcium ion binding; potassium channel regulator activity; transmembrane transporter binding
Source: RefSeq, a predicted model, not a curated record
GGCGGGUACGCGCUGGCUGCUCUCCGCAGUACAGAUCUGCUGAAAGCACCAGAGCAGAGCUCCUCCACAGACCACAGCCGCAGGGCACGCACUGCAGCUCAGAGGAAAACCUCACAUAGAAAUAUACGCUGGAGGAGAAACUGCUACCUCUCAAGACAGAAGACAAGACAAAGAGGAGGAGAAGAGGUGGUGAGAAAAACUAGAGAUUUUCUGCUUUUUCUUAGAAGAACAGAACUUCCAGGGCAAACGGCUCUUCACAUUCUACUUUUGGAGUCCAUUUAAUAAUUUAUCUUCUGCCUCAUUUUGGUCUGUGAAACACAACUUUGCCUUUGUAAAAGUUUGACAUACAGGAUCCGCUUCAAGGACCUAAAGAUGUCUGCUCACAGAAACUACUGAGGCAGAUUAUUCUUUGCAAUAAGGAUCGCUCCCCACACUAUAGCAAAAUCUUCUGAAAGGACAUUGUGAAGACACUUGCAAGCUCAAACCUUUUCUCUCCAUAUAUUGGAAGUUUUUUCUCCGGUGAAGCCAUCUGCCCCUGCCUCUACCUAAACCUCAGGAUGGCUGGCUGUACCUGCCGCUGCAGGCAAGGCUUGCUCAAACUAAUGCAGUCCCUGCAGAGAUUGGUCUCAGGAACCCUCACAAAAGAUAGAACAGAUGAGGAGGUAGAGAUGGCGACGGUGUGCUACAGGCCAGAGGGUCUUGACCAGUUGGAAGCCCAAACUAACUUCAGCAAACAGGAGCUGCAGAUCCUCUAUCGUGGUUUCAAGAAUGAAUGUCCAAGUGGUGUUGUAAAUGAGGAGACAUUUAAACACAUUUACGCACAGUUCUUUCCUCAUGGAGAUGCAAGCAUGUAUGCCCAUUAUCUUUUCAAUGCAUUUGACACUACAAACAAUGGCUCCAUUAAGUUUAAGGACUUUGUAAUGGGUUUGUCUACACUGCUGCGAGGAACACUGAGAGAAAAGCUUGAGUGGACGUUUCACCUCUAUGACAUUAACAAAGAUGGCUACAUAAACAGAGAGGAAAUGACUGAGAUUGUGAGAGCCAUUUAUGACAUGAUGGGCAAGUACACAUACCCUGCACUAAAGGGAGAUGUCCCGCAGCAGCAUGUGGAUGCCUUUUUCCAGAAAAUGGAUAAAAACAAAGAUGGAGUGCUGACUUUGGAGGAGUUUAUUAUAGCCUGCCAGGAGGACGAAAUCAUGAUGAGAUCCAUGCAGCUGUUUGAAAACGUGAUGUAGAUCAAGAGGAGAUGAUGGAAAACAAAGACAUGGAAAAUGAGAGGACUUGGUGUGAGUGUGUGUGAGUGUGUGUGUGUGUGUGUGUGUGUGUGUGUGUGUGUGUGUGUGUGUGUGUGUGUGUGUGCGUGU